This is a messenger RNA of Venturia canescens, 567 nucleotides long. RefSeq names its product histone H3. The coding region runs from base 29 to 439 and encodes 136 amino acids. The record is from RefSeq and is a predicted model, not a curated record. The transcript has a single exon. NCBI's taxonomy places the organism in Eukaryota, Metazoa, Arthropoda, Insecta, Hymenoptera, Ichneumonidae. Gene Ontology annotation, cellular component: nucleosome. Gene Ontology annotation, molecular function: DNA binding; protein heterodimerization activity; structural constituent of chromatin.
AAGAACAUCGACUCGUUAUUCAUCCAUUAUGGCUCGUACCAAGCAGACUGCUCGUAAAUCGACUGGUGGAAAGGCUCCUCGUAAGCAGCUGGCGACUAAGGCUGCUCGCAAGAGUGCGCCAGCAACCGGUGGAGUGAAGAAGCCUCAUCGUUACAGGCCGGGAACCGUAGCUCUUCGUGAGAUCCGUCGUUACCAGAAGAGCACUGAACUUCUCAUCCGCAAGUUGCCUUUCCAGCGACUUGUUCGUGAAAUCGCUCAAGAUUUCAAAACCGACCUCCGUUUCCAGAGCUCUGCUGUCAUGGCCCUUCAAGAAGCCAGCGAGGCUUACCUCGUCGGCCUAUUCGAAGACACCAACUUGUGUGCUAUCCACGCCAAGAGAGUUACCAUUAUGCCGAAAGAUAUCCAACUUGCCCGUCGUAUCCGUGGAGAACGUGCCUAAACAGCUAUUCUCAACAAUAAAGCAACGGCCCUUUUCAGGGCCAACACACAAUAACGAAGUACUACUACUGAUUGCAAAUCUACUCUAAAAAAUAGUCAAUAGUUCACAUUCAAUCCAAUCGUAAUUUU